AUGAAUGCAUGUGGAAAAUGGGAAUUUGCAAAUCCUCAAGAAUUACACAAGCUUAGAAACAUUCAAAUUGCUGCGUUUUGCAAGGAUUUUAAUGAAAAAACAGAAUCUCUCAAAGCCGGCUACCCAACUCCUACCACAAUCUCUAUAAAUGUAAUGUCAAGCUUUAUUCGAAGGCUGAUCGAAAAUUUUUUAUCUGGAAAAAUAACAUUAAAGCACGUGUAUGAAAUUGCACUCGUACAGGCUAAGGAUCCAUUCCUGAGAGGCCAUUCCCUCCAGUCAAUAUGCAGAACUGUCGUUAAGGAAGCUCUGAGUGUUGGUAUAAGUGUUGUGGAUCACAUCGAUCCUACAGAAUAUAAGGAUUUCCUUCACGGACAAGAGAUUGAAUAUCAGCAAUAUUUGGUCCAACUUCAACAGAAACGAAUUGGAAUAAAAUAA
Molecule: messenger RNA, 435 nt
Organism: Octopus sinensis (East Asian common octopus)
Lineage: Eukaryota; Metazoa; Mollusca; Cephalopoda; Octopoda; Octopodidae
Product: 39S ribosomal protein L11, mitochondrial-like
Exons: 3
Coding region: 1-435 (144 amino acids)
Biological process (GO): translation
Cellular component (GO): mitochondrial large ribosomal subunit; ribosome
Molecular function (GO): structural constituent of ribosome; large ribosomal subunit rRNA binding
Source: RefSeq, a predicted model, not a curated record